AUGACCGGACGUAUCGUGCGGCGCACCGCUAGCAUCAUCCUCGCCAGCGCCCUGCUGCUCGCAGCUCUGGUCCAUACCCUCCACCACGUCGCACAGCAGACAUGUACCUACUGGGACCCAUACGCUCCGGCCUCGCAAGACGCCGCCGAGUGUGUGCGGGCCAAACAGUACCGCCAGCUGGAGGCCUUCCUCAAGGAUCCCAAAUACGACUACGAGGCGUAUCUGCUCGACAAGCUCCAGUUGUUCAAUGAGACGCUCUGUUCAGGGCGUGGGCCACCCCGCAAACUCAUUGUCAGCACAUGGUGGUUUACACACACGGGUCUGCUAGGAUCCACUGCUGGGGAAGAGGUGUGGAUGAACGAUGUCGUGCAUGCAGUUGAGGAGCAGGGAUUCAUCGUCCUGGACGACUACCACUCGGCACGCAUGAUCCACCUGGCCAAUGCGUUGAGCGAGUCGAUCAUUGUACAUUACUCUGUCCCUCUCGUGCCCAUUGCCCAAACCCCCAAUGCCCCCUGA
Messenger RNA from Apiotrichum porosum, 516 nucleotides. RefSeq lists its product as uncharacterized. Bases 1 to 516 code for a protein of 171 amino acids. The transcript is spliced from 4 exons. Lineage: Eukaryota; Fungi; Basidiomycota; Tremellomycetes; Trichosporonales; Trichosporonaceae. The record is from RefSeq and is a predicted model, not a curated record.